Aedes aegypti (yellow fever mosquito) is the source of this 1298-nucleotide messenger RNA. RefSeq names its product zinc finger protein with KRAB and SCAN domains 5. Gene Ontology annotation, cellular component: nucleus. The record is from RefSeq and is a predicted model, not a curated record. Bases 188 to 1291 code for a protein of 367 amino acids. NCBI's taxonomy places the organism in Eukaryota, Metazoa, Arthropoda, Insecta, Diptera, Culicidae. The transcript has 2 exons.
CUUCACUCGUACGUACAUACUCGUACGUACGUACUCGUACUACUCAAAACAACAACUCAGUCCAAUAGGUCAUUGUUCUGAACCUUAUCGUGUCCGCUACGGCUCAACCAGAAACAACACACGUUCAACGCGUGCAAUUAAUCUUCAACUUUGUUAUUCCAUCCGUUCCCCAAGGCAACACGUUACAAUGGAGCAAUCCUGUUCGUCCAUCGCGGAUUUCUGGACCAGUUUCAAGCCUGUUGUACCGUACGCGCCAUCGCCGGAUUCGUACCAGCUGAAGGCAGAAGCCCCAGUUGAAUAUCUGGACUAUUUGGAUAUUGAAGCAUUUUACGACAGCGUCACCACCGGUGACGGGCCAACAUGCUACGCUAAAGCCGAUAGUCCAUUUCUGUGGGGACAACAAGCCCAAAACUCUUCGUAUUCCUACGUGGAAACUGACGAUGGUCCUUUGAACCAGAAUAACAACGAGUAUUGUGAAUUAACGACCUUUCAACACUCCGAAGAUAAUCCACAAAUUGAGCACUACAGUUUGGUUGCUCAGGAAAUUAUCGUGCACACUAUCGAUGAAUCCUCACUCGGUGUUUUUGAGCAAAAACCUGAACAAAAUCUACCUCAAGGAGUUCCUCCAGUUGUGUCAGCGCACAACAUGGACGAACCAGACAACCCUGUUACAAUCAAGCAGGAAUUGUCUGAACCCAUUAAAUCUGCACCUGACGAAAAAGUGACUUCGAAACAGAAAGUCACGUCGAGGUUGCCGCUGAAAAAGCGUCGUAUUGUGUUUAGAUUUCACAGCUCAACCGGUCAACAUCCCUGUCCUGCUUGUGAACGUACCUUCAACCGCCCAAGUCACCUGACGCAACACUACAAUGCUCAUCAUACGGGUCCCUUGGAUCAGCGGUGCGAAAUCUGUGGCAAACGGUACCGUCUACAGGAGGAUUUGGAGAAGCAUCAACUUCGCCACAAAGAGCAGAAUAAAUCGUUCGGCUGCGAGCACUGUCCGAAGAAGUUCAACUACAAGUUCGACAUGGUUCGUCACGUGAAGGCUGUCCACACGGAAGCGCCCUUCAAGUGCCAGUUUUGUGAGAAAGGCGUUGUGCGGUACGAUCAUCUGCUACUUCACGAGAACAAACACCGGCGGAUCAACAACAAUGCUGUUGCCAAGGAGAUUGCUAAGAAAGCCAAGAGGGCUAAAACCGGGAAAGUAGUGCGUGUCGUCUCCCAGAACAAGAAAGAGAAACCUGAGCCUGACUAUAAAGUCGAUGAACGUUUGGGAAUAAAUACGCAUAACUAACUCAGAA